AUGCAAAAUAUACGCGGUCGAGCUCGGAUGUUGGGACGACGCCAUGCUCGGGUGCAUUUCAAUUUGGGUAACAGGCUUAGGUCAUCAUCCGCACUACAUGAAACUUUCCCGGAAGAUGCAACACGUGACUCUAUGUUAAAGCAGAUUUUAGUUACUCCACACGAUUUAUUAGCAAGUGAAGAUCCAGAAUUCCUCAUUGCAGCUCGUAUCAAAAAGUCGGAAAGAGAGUUAACCACUUGUAGAAGUCGAACAAAUGAACUAUUAAAUAUCCAAGAGGAUUCAUUGACGACCGCUCGAAUUAAUCAUGAGCGAUAUCUGCUCGAUGAUCUAAUUGAUUAUGUUGAAUCUUUGAUUGGCGAUAAAAUGAACUUACAGACUGUGGAUAAAGUACUGCUUGUUGAUAAUCAACGAUGGUAUGCAAAACGGCUUAAGCGUGGUUUAUUAAAUUGGAUUGCACGCAAUGAAACAGAGCUUAAAGAGAUCGAUGCAUUGGAAAAUCGAGUUAUGAAGCGUUAUUUGCAAAUAAGCCAUGAAAAUAAAUACCUGCAACGCAUAUUCCGAGAUAUGAAAUACUUCACAAAUGCGACCAGUGAUAGUUUCAAAACUAUGGAGAUAUCAUCCGAGCCAACAUUUACUAACACAAGCAAAACACAAAGCUCUCUUACAAAUGACGGAAAUGAAGAAAAAGGAUUUUAA
Molecule: messenger RNA, 696 nt
Organism: Acanthocheilonema viteae
Lineage: Eukaryota; Metazoa; Nematoda; Chromadorea; Rhabditida; Onchocercidae
Source: the annotation of a GenBank genome assembly